Molecule: messenger RNA, 3936 nt
Organism: Stegostoma tigrinum
Lineage: Eukaryota; Metazoa; Chordata; Chondrichthyes; Orectolobiformes; Stegostomatidae
Gene: hmmr
Product: hyaluronan-mediated motility receptor (RHAMM)
Exons: 22
Coding region: 68-2575 (835 amino acids)
Cellular component (GO): membrane
Molecular function (GO): hyaluronic acid binding
Source: RefSeq, a predicted model, not a curated record
GGCGGGGGAGCCGGAUCGAGUUAUUCCAUCAACUGACGGUCGCAGCUCUCGGACGGGACGAGACGGCAUGUCAUUCCCCAGAGCGCCGCUUAAACGCUUCAACGACAAAGUGGGCUGUGCGCCUGCACCAGGUCACUAUGAUAUUAAAGAGUUGGAGGGUUCCAAGGGUCCUGUAUCUUUUGAAAAAGCGCACCGAUUUAAAAAGCACAAAGAUACAGGAAACCCUCAGGUGGUUGUUGAAACUGAGAAGGGUCUGAUGUCACCAAGUUCACGGAAGAAUCUCAACUUUGGAGCAAACAAUUUGCAGAAGGAUGCUACCUUGGUUUUGGAGCUUAAAAAGCAGAAAAUGUUGGAACAAGAGAUCCGAUGCCUGCUGCAACAGCGUGGGGAACAGGACAAAAGACUGCAGACUUUGGAAGAGGAGCUGAAAAAAAUUGAAAGUAAACUAACUGCAGCAAUGAGAGAGAAAACAUCCCUGACGUCAAAUGUUGCUUCCCUAGAAAGACAACUUGCUGAUCUUCACAAAGCCAAUGAGUUACUGAAAACAAAGUUUUCUGAUGAUUGUACCAAGAAGAAAAUUAAUACCCUGUGCUUAGAGCUGAUUGAAGUAAAGAACAAAACUGAUGCAAAGGACAAGGAGAUCAGCUAUCUUCAGAUUAGUUUGGAAGGUCAGGUGAAACUUCUGCAAGCUGACUUGGAAGCUUCAAAGGCUACAGUUGCAGCAUUGCAAGAAAGAAAUGGAUCCCUAGAGGAGAUGCAUCAGGAAGCUAAAGCCCAUAAUGAGAGCCUGGAAGUUGAAAUGGACAGAUUCCAUGCUCUAAUUGAGGAUCUGCGUGGAGAGAAUAAAGCCUUGCAAGGUUAUUUGGAUAAUGCCAAUGAACAAGUUCAGGAUCUUCGAAUGCAGUUAAGUUCCAAAGUGAGUGGCUAUGAGAGCAAAUUGGAGCAGCUUUCCAGAGACAUGGAGGAAAAGUGCAUGGUCUCAACAGUUAAACAGCAAGAGGCAGAAAGAAAUCUACUGGCUGUACAGUGUCUUCUGAAAGAAUCGGGUGAAGAAGUUGUUGAGCUUCAGGGAAAAUGGACUGUAAUGGAGCAGGAUAAAGAGAAGUUGGAGAAAGAUAAAUUUGAAAUUGAAAUGAAGCUGUCCCAGUCUUUGAAAGAACUCAGUGAGAUAAAAGUGCAACUUGAAAGCUCUAAAGAAGAAAUCGGUCUUUCAGAGGAUCAGCUUGUUCAGAAAGAAAAGGAAAUACUAAAUCUCAAAAACUGUCUGAAACAGAAUGAGGCGUCUUAUUGUGAACAGAUAAAGGAAAUUAAUGGAAAAUAUCAACUACUUGAACAGGAGAAAGAGAAAGCAGAAGCAGAAUGUCACAGGUUGGAGCAAAAUUCAACUAGGGAGUUGGCGAUGAUGAAAGAAAAAUUGAAUGAAAUGGAACAAGAUCUGCAGCAGAAACAAGAUGAGCUUUUCUCUGUCAAACAGGAAAAGGAACUGUCUGACUCUUUGCAGCAGAGGUUCGAUAUCUUCCGGGAAGAAAUGACCAAAGAGAAGCUUUUGCUGGAGGAGGAGCUGGAAGCUGCAUUAGAUGAGCUUGAACAAUUGCAGCUGAAGGAGGUGGAGGCUGAGGAGUUGGCCAAAUGUCUAGAGGAUGAGAAUGAACUGAGAGCGAGAGAGUUUGCUGGACUACAGGAAGAACUUGUGAAGAAAAAUGCUGAACUGGAGAAGGUUAAUGAAGAUCACAACAAAAUUGUCAGUCAGUUACAUGAGGACCAGAGUAAAUCACUAAGAAAGCUAGGAGAUAUUGAAGCAGAAUUUGAAAGCUACAAAUCAUCUGUAACGAAAGAGAUGGGGUGCCUCCAGGAGAGCAACACUGCACUGACAAAGCAAGUUGCACAGUUAGUCUCUGAAAUCAAGGAUGAGCGGCAGCAGUUAGCAGAAGUUCAGCUUUCUAAAGAGAAAGCAAAAGAAGAAUAUGCAAGAAUGCUACUGGAAGCACAAACAAAGCUAGCUCAGAAGGAAGGUGAAGUCAGAAAAUUGGAAGAAACUUGUAACCUGAGAGUAAACGGACUUCAAGUACAAUUGGAACAAAGCAAGAUGUGUCAGGAGGUGGAGAAACAGAGCACUGAUACUGUGAGUGAGGAUGUGGUUACAGAACUUAAAGCUGAAAUACAAAAAUGGCAAGUACUUUAUGAAGAAUUGCACAACAAGGUUAAACCUUUCCAGGAGCAACUUGACUCAUUUGAAAAGGAAAAGAAUUCCCUCCUCAAUGAACAUGGAGCUACGCAGGAAGAGCUGAAUAAACUGAGCGAAGCUUACAUUAAGUUGCUUGGUCAUCAAAACCAGAAACAGAAAAUUAAGCAUGUAAUGAAGCUGAAGCAAGAAAACGUGGAGCUGAAGCAGGAGCUGACAAAACUUCGAGCGCAGCUGUCCAAGGAGAAACUAACUGAUCAGAAGUAUCAAGAACAACGUUGCAAGGCACAAGGCAUCAAACGCUUUGAUCCUGCCAAAGCUUUCAAACAUUCAGUGAAGGAGAAUAUUGCUCCUACGACACCACUGAGAGAAGGGAGCACAAAUGUACUUUAAGCUUUGCAGCUUUGAUUUCAAGUCUCCAUACAUUGAGUGUGAUGAGAUUCUGGUAACGGUACCCUGGAUCGAAUGGCUUACAUUCAACAAGAAUGAGUUGAAGAGGUUAAUUACAUUGUAAAUCGGAAAGUAGAUCAUUGUAAACCAAUCAAACAGUCUUGUUCCAGUGAUUUUAUGUUCUCCCCUGGCCCCUGAAUUUUAAUCUUGAAUUUUAAAAUAUGGAUUUAUAAAUAAAUUCUUUAGAUUAGGUAAAUUAUUUUUUAUGGAUGUUUAUUUAUCCUCAUGAAUCUAUUCAUUGGCAUUGAAUUGUAAAUAAUUCUGUUGGAUUUUCUGGUGAGCUGGUAGUUGAUAUCUGGGAGAAUCAACAGCUCAGGUUUCACAAACAAUUUAUGAAGAAAAAAUAACUUGCAAGCAGCUGGGCUGUUAACAAAAAUAGCAGCUGACAAAGAAAUCUAUUAUUGUAAUACUAUACUGUUACUGUGGUGUAGCAACCCCAGAAUGCCCUUUCCCAGAUUUAGGUAAAAUAAGAAUUCUUUUUGCAAUAGAUAACAUUCUUGCUAAGUAACAUGAGUUCUAUAGUUAAGUGGGAGACCAGUCAUAAUGUGAAUUUUGGGAUCAGGCACAUUGGAUGUACAUUCAACUUCAUGUGAGGGAAAUAAAGAUUUGAAACUUCAUCAGAAUGAAGGCCAUUACCUUAACAGACUGCAUUAAAGCAAGGACCACCAACUGAACCCAUUGAAUAACUGAAUUUCCAAAGAUUUGGGUAGCACUUUGUGGCUGAACACUAAACUUCAAGCCAUUUAGCUUAACGUCAAGCUUAGCUUAUUGAUAAAAUAUUUAGCUGUAUCAAAUAAUUAACAUUAAGUAUGAAGAUACUGGUCCAUGAUUUUAAUUAUUUUGCAAGAUUUUUAUUCUGGUGAUUCAAUAUUGCAAUAAAUUGUCAGCUUAUUUUGUGGUGCAUGUAUUGAGGUUGAGAGACUUGAUGUGGUUCCCUAUUACUUAAUCUGAAUUGUAAUUCUAGUCAUUCCAAAAGCUUCCCAAUUGUUUGAAAAGCAAAGUUGUCAAUGGGUGUAGUUGACGAUCUUCUUUUCAGGUGCAACUAUUUUAAUAGCAGUUGGGAGCUGACCUUGAGACAUUGUAUAAUCUGACAAGAAUAAGAAACUGGAGCCUUGUUGCCUAAUACAGUUUUUCCUGCAGAACUUGCAGUUGAUUACUUGAAAUGAUUGUAUCUUUUGGUGUGCAACAUUGUAAAUAUGUAACAUUUUGAGUUACGUCCUUGGAUAGUGAAUUGUCAGAAUGGCAUUGAUGUACAAAAAGCAUUGGAAAUAAGAAUAAAGCUGGACUUGUUCCACUUUGUGGGA